AUGGACCCCGAAUUGAAGAGGGACCUCGAGGAACUAAAAAAGUCCCUUCAUUCCAACAAUCUUUCUAGCAGAAACAGAGUACUUUCUAUAGUAAAAGAUAGUAACUAUGUUAACAACGUGAAAGAAAAAUACUAUCCAGAGAUACCUAUUAUUCCCAACGAUAGAUGUGGGAGAUGGUAUGUCGAUCCAAAGUACUAUGAGCAGGAGUUAACUCCUUCAUAUUUCAAAUCGACGGACGGUCACACGAACAACUGGUCAUUUUCUACAAGGCGACUGAAUUUGCAUUUGCUUUCGCAAGUCAGGGAGAGAAAUGGCAUAAUCAUAGUCGAUUCUACAAGAAGGGGUAAAAAAAUUCCAGAUUCUUUUAGUAAAACCGUUCCCAUAUGGAUUUCCAUCAUCAAUAAGUUUUUAUUUCCGAAUGUAUCGUUUGAUGAUUUAUUAUUCACACCUGAAGAAACUGUCUCGGAGUAUGAACAUUCUAGGAUAUUACGUUUGCUGCCCGACUUUUACCAGAGUUUCGUGAAAUUUCAAGAUCUAAUUAAAGGUAGGAUACUUGCAAAUGUGGAGGUGUCGGAGAAGAGAAAAAUGCUAAAACCAUUCUGGAUAUAUCCCGGAUGUAAAGAAUAUCCCAUAUUCGACGGCUGCGAAGAAUACUUGCCAAUCAUUUUACUUUCUGCAAGUGAGCAAUCACAGGACGGAGAAAAUAAAAUGUACGGGUACACAUAUGUUCAAGGAGCUGGGGAUGAUCAUGAAUUAUGGUCCCGGGGCCUAAACCCUCAAAUAUUUUGGUCAAAGUACCAGGAAAUGACUGAAUUCAUCCAUAUAGAUGAUCAUCAAGCUGAUGAAAUUAUUGAUAAAUUUGUUUCCGCGAGCAAGCAAAAUCAAAAUGUGCCACCUACAGGGACGUCAAGUGAAUUCUGGAGGUCAGAAGACAUUACUAAAGUCACAGAGUUACUAUAUUUCGGGAAAAUAGACGAAAACUUAUCAUUUAAAGAAAGCGAGAUUGAUAAUAAGUUCAGUUUCGAUAAAGUGGUCGUUUUGGAUACAUCAUUCAAACAUCAAGCAGAUCAUGAGAAACAGCAAAAGGUGUUUGCUUUUGGUCUUGACUCAGGGUCUAAAAAGUCUUCCAAACAGCUGAGGGGCGUUUUGCCCAGCAUAAUGGAGGUUCUGAAAAGCAGAAGUGAUCCUUGUAAAACCCUUAUUGUCUGUAAUAGUGGGGAAGAUUUAUCUGUUGCAAUUGUGAUUUGCUACUUGAAUCAUCUCAGCGGGAUGGAUAAAAGAACGAUAACCAAGGAGACGAUUCGACGAGAUCUCAUCAGACUCUUGGAACUAAGAAAAGUCAAUCCACAGCGUGCAACGCUUAAUGCAGUGAAUUCAUAUUUAAUGUCUUGA
Pichia membranifaciens NRRL Y-2026 is the source of this 1392-nucleotide messenger RNA. RefSeq lists its product as hypothetical. NCBI's taxonomy places the organism in Eukaryota, Fungi, Ascomycota, Pichiomycetes, Pichiales, Pichiaceae. The record is from RefSeq and is a predicted model, not a curated record. The transcript has a single exon. The coding region runs from base 1 to 1392 and encodes 463 amino acids. Gene Ontology annotation, molecular function: tRNA adenosine(64)-2'-O-ribosylphosphate transferase activity. Gene Ontology annotation, cellular component: cytoplasm. Gene Ontology annotation, biological process: charged-tRNA amino acid modification.